Chaetura pelagica (chimney swift) is the source of this 339-nucleotide messenger RNA. It is a transcript of the gene DNAJC15, whose product is annotated as DnaJ (Hsp40) homolog, subfamily C, member 15. Gene Ontology annotation, cellular component: PAM complex, Tim23 associated import motor. The record is from RefSeq and is a predicted model, not a curated record. Bases 4 to 339 code for a protein of 111 amino acids. Gene Ontology annotation, biological process: protein import into mitochondrial matrix. NCBI's taxonomy places the organism in Eukaryota, Metazoa, Chordata, Aves, Apodiformes, Apodidae. Gene Ontology annotation, molecular function: ATPase activator activity. The transcript is spliced from 5 exons.
ACUAUGAUAGCAGUUGGGCUUGGUGUUGCAACUGUUGCAUUUGCAGGUCGUUAUGCUUUCCGCCUUUGGAAACCAUUGGAGCAGGCAAUUACAGAGACAGCAAAGAGGAUUUCAACUUCAAGCCUUUCAUCAUACUAUAAAGGAGGAUUUGAACAGAAAAUGAGCAGGCGAGAAGCUAGUCUUAUAUUGGGUGUAAGUCCAUCUGCUGGCAAGGCCAAAAUCAGAUCAGCCCAUAGAAGAAUCAUGAUUUUGAAUCAUCCUGACAAAGGUGGAUCACCUUAUUUGGCAACAAAAAUAAAUGAAGCAAAAGAUUUGUUGGAAUCCAGUGUCAAAAACUGA